This is a messenger RNA of Hyaloperonospora brassicae, 1032 nucleotides long. Lineage: Eukaryota; Oomycota; Peronosporomycetes; Peronosporales; Peronosporaceae. The record is from the annotation of a GenBank genome assembly.
AUGCAGCUGCUGUCUUCUUCUUCGCUGCGACGCGCCAGUGGCCGCCGUGUAGCCAUAUGCGGCCGCUUGAUUGACGCUCGAGCCCCUCUGCUCUCUGUCUCGUUUGCGCGCAGCUUCAGCUCACCGUCAAAGGACCUCACGCCGUACCAGAAGCUGCAAAAGUGGAUACAGCCGUUUGUCACCGGCUUUAAGGGACUGUACCACGAAAACAAACAGGCGUGGGCGCUCCGUCGGCGUCUGCAGGAGUCCAAGGGUCAACUGUUGCUCACACGGCGUGAGAUGAUACUGUUGCGGCAAGCGCCUCGCGAUCUGCUCAAGUCGCUGCCGCUGCUGGUCUUCUUUGGCGUACCCCUCGUGGGGUACGCGGCCCCGUUGCUCGGCUACCAGUUUCCAAAGCAGCUCCUGCCGCGGCAGUUUUGGCGCCCGGACCAGAAGACGCAGUUUAUGCGUGAAGAGGUCGAGGCCAGGGCCACGACGUACCCUGAGUUGAUCCAGCUACUGCUACAGAUUCAGCACAAGGACGACACGCUGCAGGAACUGCUGGCACUGGCCAAGUCCGAAACGAGUGGUGGGCUACGACCGACGCAAGUGGCCGAGCUAAUGCCUUUUUUCCAAGGCCCUGCGUCGCUCCAGCAGCUGUCCAGCCAGCACAUUCACGUGCUGUCGAAAGGCACGGCGCGCUUCCCGACUUUUGCCGUGCUGAACAAGCUACUGAUGCAGUCACAGCUGGAAAAGAGACUGGCGCGGAAGACGAUGGAGAUUAGUGUGGAUGACCAGCAGCUGCUGAAAGAAGGCGUUGACGACCUGACGCUGGACGAGCUCGAGUUUGCGUGUCACGAACGCGGCAUUGUGACGCAGUAUGGAGAGAUUGCAACGCUGCGCUAUGCGCUCAAGGAGUGGUUGACCAUGUACGACACGGACCGCUUUGAUCCAGCAUCGGACAUGCAGAGUUUGCCGCCAUCGCUCCUACUUCAUGCUCCUGCUCUGGCAAGCUUUACGAAACCAGAAGAAAAUGGCGGCAAGACUGUCUGA